This is a messenger RNA of Aspergillus clavatus NRRL 1, 1800 nucleotides long. Its product is annotated as DUF803 domain protein. Gene Ontology annotation, cellular component: membrane. The coding region runs from base 1 to 1800 and encodes 599 amino acids. The transcript is spliced from 4 exons. Gene Ontology annotation, molecular function: magnesium ion transmembrane transporter activity. Lineage: Eukaryota; Fungi; Ascomycota; Eurotiomycetes; Eurotiales; Aspergillaceae. The record is from RefSeq and is a predicted model, not a curated record. Gene Ontology annotation, biological process: magnesium ion transport.
AUGGGAAAUCUUGGUGACCUGUCACCCCAGGGUAGCGUUGCGGUCGGGGUAAUAGUCGGGUUGAUCUCGACCAGUCUGCAAGCCAUCGGGUUGACCCUGCAGCGCAAAUCACAUAUACUCGAGGACGAGAAACAUCCCUACGAUUUACGAAGACCACCCUACAAACGUCGAAGAUGGCAGCUGGGAAUGCUCAUGUUCGUUGUGUCGAACAUCGUCGGGAGUACGAUCCAAAUCACUACUCUUCCAUUGCCAGUGCUCUCGACCCUUCAAGCAUCGGGAUUGGUGUUCAACACGAUAUUCGCUACCUUGAUCCUCGGUGAAGCGUUCACUCGGUAUUCCUUUAUCGGCACAAUCCUCGUGUGUAUCGGCGCAAUACUCAUAGCGAUCUUUGGUGCUAUUGGGGAGCCGGCGCAUUCUUUGGAUCAAUUAAUAGAGCUCCUUCAGCGCCGCAAUUUCAUUAUCUGGAUGGUGGGGACGGCCAUCGUCGUGCUAGCCAUCUUGGUUUCUUCGAAACUGUUCAAGAUAAUUACGUCUCCUUAUCGGUCUAGGCAUCCGCGUGUCCUCCGGCACUAUGUGCCUCAUGUCGCAGUGGCCCAGAGCCGUGCCAGACUCAUACAGGGUCUGUGCUACGGUCUAGUCAGUGGUAUAUUGUCGGCUCAUUCCCUCCUUUUGGCCAAAUCGGCAGUCGAGCUCCUUGUUCGAACGAUUGUGGAUCGUGUCAACCAGUUCAACCGGUGGCAAUCGUGGGUGAUCCUUCUCGCAAUGAUAUUCCUCGCCCUCACACAGCUAUACUACCUGCAUCGCGGCCUGAAGCUAUGCAGCACCAGCAUCCUCUAUCCUUUCGUGUUCUGCAUCUAUAACAUCAUUGCUAUUCUUGACGGUCUAAUCUACUUUUGCCAAUUGUCUCGGCUGGCGGGUUUCCAUGCUGGACUUGUUGCUCUGGGAACUGUGAUCCUUUUGAGUGGCGUGCUCUGUCUCUCUUGGCGGUUAGAAGUGAUUGAUAGUCACGCAUCCGUGACGGUCGGCGGUCCCUCUCAGACUGGUCUGGGGCCCAGAAUGGCUGUCCUCGGGGAACACCUGCGUUCUCCCCGAGACCUGAGUGCAGAAGACGAAGAAUCGCAGAUUGGAGAGCGGCAACCUUUGUUGCAGCAGACACGACAUCCACCGCGCGGAUCCCCGCAUCGGCGCACGCCCAGUCUCCCAUUGUUCUCAUCAAUACCCCCACCAAAUUCCGCAGCGGACAUGGACCCAGCCUCUAUCUGGGCCGAGCUUGACGACUCGGAAUAUGAAUACGCCGGCAUCAACCCUCGAUCCCUAGCACAACACCGUGCCCGAGGCAGCACUCUGAGAGACAGUAUUCUGCGCGGCCAGAGACACUCCACCAUCGGCACCGUGGGCCAACACACCUGGAGCCCGCACCGAAUCUCUCGCCUACCGUACACGGGAACCCAUCGUCGGAGAACAUCAAUCCCGGGGCCAGACGGCCGCCGAUCCCUCCAGAAACGACGCACAUACUUCGGCCCGCCCCCAGGCACCAGCCCGGACCGGCCAACAGGCUAUGGCACCCAGGACGACCGCUCCGACCAGCUUUUUUCAGCAUCAGGAAGCCGUCGAGAGCCGCUCCAGCUUUCUUCCCACGCAUCCAGCGCAGGACUUCUUGCCGGUUCAAGAAGCUCCCUCGCGCAGGCCUGGCGGAGUGGCUUGCGCUAUCUCUCCCGCUGGACAGGCCAGCGUGCGCAGACUGAAUCGCACGAGCCUCUACUAGACUCUCCGCGAGGUGAAAACCGGUCGGGGGAAUAG